UUAAACAUAACCAAACUAUAUUAUUGAAGUCUAAUGUCAUGUGGAAUUAUUUUGCGCAUGAGUGUAUGUUUUGUUUACUUCCCGCUCUGCUCUCCAAUAUCAAUAACAGAGAUUCCAACUACAAAUAAAAUAUUAGUAACAAAAAGUAUUAGUUCUUGAUACACGUGGCUGAGUAUUCAACCGCUCAAUCUGUAGUCUCCAACAAUUUCGACAUUUAAAAAGUUGCUUGAACAAACCAUGAAUCCGAAAGCAGAAUGCGUUUCCGUGCGAAAGAAACGCAAGUGGUUAACAAACGAGCAGAAACUGGAGAUAAUAAAGCUUCACGAAGGUGGAGCAUCGUACGCUGAAAUUGGUCGGAAUAAACAUAUGGAGGAAUCGUCACUUAGAAAACUUAUCAAACGAAAAGAUCAACUAAAAGCGCAGGAUAAGGAGUAUCACUUGAUGAACGCAAUAACGAAAAUCAGAAGUGGUCGAAUGGUGCAAAUGGAAAGGCUUCUGUACAAAUGGAUAGAAGAUUUGAAUCAGAAGGGAAUUCCUAUAAGUCAAAUGGAUAUUAGAGCCAAAGCGUUAAGUCUUUACAAAGAUUUGCAACGUAAUUAUACUGAAGACGUGGCCGAUAUUUUUACAGCAAGUCAAGGUUGGUUUUACCGUUUCAAAAACCGCACAGGCAUUCAAAAUUUCCGUUUUGAUGGGGAAAACGAGACCGACGUUAAAUAUCCGCAGGAAUUGAAGGAUCUGAUUGGAAAGGGUGUUUAUAAAGAUGAAGAAAUGGUGAAUGUCGAUGAAACAGGUUUCUUUUGGAAGAAAAUUCCGACACGCACGUAUUUAGCACCAAAUUAUUGCGCUGGAAAAGAACUUAGCUUUCAGGAUAUAGAUUCCAAUAUUCUUCUUGGAAGAAAUGUAUCAACUACAAGAGAAAUUGACAAUGAUCCUCUUAAUGAUGUAAAUGAUCAACGAGAUUUUGAUGAAAUGGAAACUUACGUUGAUAAUGCAGAGUUAGUUGAAAUAUCUGCAGAAAAAGUAAACAAUAAUAGAACAAAUCACCGAAUUAUAAAUGAAGCAGUUCUAUGCCACAGAGAUAUGAACGAAAAUAAUAAAUAUGUGCAAUCAUCGACAGAUACAAACUAUUUUGUAUCGAAUGAUACAACAGUAACUCUUUCAAAUCCGAGGGAAAGAACUAACGAAAGUGAGCAUGAUGAGUUUAUAAACAGCAUUUCUGCAAGAUUAAAACGAUUCUCGGGUGAAGAUCUUAACAACGCCAAAGCUGAGAUUUAUGCCAUUUUACAUAAAAUAGAAUCUAAGUAUAUAGUGAAUGAUCAAAGGAAAUCCACUCCAAUUUCCCUCAUUAGUGGAAGUACCAAUGUAGAAGACGUAUUGCUUUGUAUCAAGAAAGAAAACACUAUAUUAGAUGAUGUGCGUAACGACAAUGAGUUUGAUAACAUUGAAAUGCAGCAAAUGAGGGCAGUAGAUGAUAUCAAUAUUGAAUACGAAGGUGUUAAAGAAGGGGAUUUCCAGGAACCUGUUGAAGAUUGCGCAGUAGAAGAGUCGCGUGAGAAUCUUAAUAAGGAUGAAUCAUAA
Nicrophorus vespilloides is the source of this 1578-nucleotide messenger RNA. RefSeq lists its product as uncharacterized. The record is from RefSeq and is a predicted model, not a curated record. Gene Ontology annotation, molecular function: DNA binding. Lineage: Eukaryota; Metazoa; Arthropoda; Insecta; Coleoptera; Silphidae. The transcript has 4 exons. Gene Ontology annotation, cellular component: nucleus. Bases 238 to 1578 code for a protein of 446 amino acids.